This is a messenger RNA of Rhagoletis zephyria (snowberry fruit fly), 664 nucleotides long. RefSeq names its product forkhead box C1-B-like. The record is from RefSeq and is a predicted model, not a curated record. Gene Ontology annotation, biological process: cell differentiation; anatomical structure morphogenesis; regulation of transcription by RNA polymerase II. Gene Ontology annotation, molecular function: DNA-binding transcription factor activity, RNA polymerase II-specific; RNA polymerase II cis-regulatory region sequence-specific DNA binding. Lineage: Eukaryota; Metazoa; Arthropoda; Insecta; Diptera; Tephritidae.
AUGCCGAACGUCGGUGGCAGUCUGAACAUCUGCAGCAGCUCUACCAGCUCCAGCAGCUCUUUAGCGCCGCACAGUCGCCUCUACCUCGAAGCCUACCACCACCACGUCGGCGGCGGAAUGAAUGGCAGCACUUCCGGCGGUGCAGUCGCCGACUGUGCCGGUGCCGCCGACCUCGACCCGUCCACCGCCACCAUCACCACCACGACGACCACCUCGGCGAUGAACACCAACUCCAACAACUCCACCAGCAACAACAGCUGCAGCAGCUCAUCGAAGGAGAUCGCCAAGCCGCCCUACUCCUACAUCGCACUGAUCACCAUGGCCAUCAAGAAGGCGCCCGACCACAAGGUGACGCUCAGUGGAAUCUAUCAGUACAUCAUGGACGAGUACCCAUUCUACCGGGACAACAAACAGGGCUGGCAGAACAGCAUUCGCCACAACCUCUCCCUGAACGAGUGCUUCAUCAAGGUGGCCCGGGAUGAUAAGAAGUCGGGCAAGGGCAGCUACUGGACACUCGAUCCUGACUCGCUGAACAUGUUUGAAAAUGGCAGCUACCUCAGGCGACGACGACGCUUCAAGCGGAAAGGAGAGUGUGGCAAAGACGGAAGUGGUGAAGGAGGCCCAGGCAGAAAAUCUAAAGUCGAUCCGACGCAACAAGGCCCAG